UACAGGCUCUUGGGCGCUAAACGACUCUUCCGCUCCUUCUUCUUUUCUUUGUCCAAGCUGCAGCAAUGCCAGACGUUGCAGCCUCUCGCAAGUUCAUCGAUCUCAUUCGUCAGGCCUCGUCUAAGUGGGCUAAUUGGGACCCGCCAAUUGAGAUCAAGGUGGGGACUAUGGGAAGAUCGACAAUGAAACUGGAGAGCUCGACGUGGAAGGGAAUAUCUACGAGAAAAUCAUUCCAGACGUCACUGGACAAGCAAGGCUUGAAGAUCAAUCUAUCUGAUUCAUCAUGUCAGCCACAGAAGGGUGGACUCGACGACAACAUGAUUAUGUCCUCUUCGGGUGUCAAACAAGGGGAUUUCUCGGCGAAGCCAGAAGUCUCCCUUCUCAACCUGGCCUCUGCUUCCGUCAAGGCCGAAUUUCAGUUUCAAGAAGGCAAGCGAGGUGCUGUCCUCGUAAUGCACAAGCCUCAGCAGGAAUAUAUUCCAAGGGGCAAGGUGCUGACACUUGUCCACAAGGCAAUAGAGCUGCAUGACAAGUAUCUCGUCACCAGCACAUUCAAGUGCCCAGGAUAUUAUAUCUAUUUGUCUAACAAGUCCGGAGAGAGGAUAGCACUGGCGCUAACUGCUAGUGUACCGAUUGCAGCUGCGGCAGGCGUAACUGCCGGCGGAUCAGCCUCCGUGGAUUGGUGGACUGAUGCUCAAGCAGCAUUCCUCCGAAAAGCAGUUGACAAGGCUGGGCAGUACCGCUACACGCCACUGUACACCCUGAAGCACAGACAAAAUUCUUUGCUAGCCCGACUUUUCCGCGGGGAAGAGUCAGAGGAAACAGAAGACGAUUUGUGGUCUGACUGUGCGACACCAUGGCAGCCUCUUGAUGAAGAUGGAAUGGAAGAUCCAACGUGGGAAGAAGUACGUUAGGUUUUGCUCACUCCUUCUAAUGAUUUGGUUCACGCUUUAUCUUUCAGGACGAUGAAGAAUUUGGUCCCCGGUCUGCAGUGGAGGGCGAUCUUCCAUUUGCAGGAGCAUGAUACGUGACAUUUGUCUAUGUUUUGGUUUGCGUUUGUCCGUUGCAUGACCGAUUUGUGUUUGUGUUUGUCCAUUGACGUUGAAUAAUCGAUUUAUUUCUGGAUUGCGCUGGCUGUAUACGUGUCUGUAUGAUAUCCCUGUCACAUCUAUAUGCAUGCAAUACAUUCUACUAUUCUCACCAA
Suillus subalutaceus is the source of this 1204-nucleotide messenger RNA. RefSeq lists its product as uncharacterized. The record is from RefSeq and is a predicted model, not a curated record. Lineage: Eukaryota; Fungi; Basidiomycota; Agaricomycetes; Boletales; Suillaceae. The transcript has 5 exons. The coding region runs from base 66 to 914 and encodes 282 amino acids.